CUGUAAAGAUUUGCAGUUUUGCUUUUGACAACAAGAACAGCUUCUCGAUUGACUUCAACACAUUGAAAGCCACUUGAAAAUAUAGCUCAAAUAUGUCAUAAUGAUAAACCAAGAAAGUCAAAGUUAAGUGGUUUCAAGCAGAUGCAUUUGUCUCAAAAAUUGUUUUGGAAGAAAUUCCCCCCAAAAAAGGUUGUUUAUUGAUUUUGAGUGUAAUUUGCACAAAGAAAUGUCCUCUUAGGUAAUCUAGUUGCUGAAUAACUAUUUUAAGGUUCUUUCUUCCUCUAAAGGUUUUUUUUUUCCUUUCUGUGGACGUAAGCAACUCAGGAGAACACAGGAUUUCCCCCUCCUCCUUUUGGUAAUAUCUGACUUUCCACCUGUAAGUGUCAAUAGCUCCGCCCCUUUAGAGAAAGAAACAAAUCGGUUGAGAUCUCGCCGCGUUCAUCAGAGCAGGACGAGGCUUGGAGGACUUUACAGCAGAAACCAGCAGGACUGUUCAAGACCGCCACCAUGGAGCCGGAGCGUUUCCCCGUCAGCGUGCGCUUGAUUGGAGUGUUGCAUAAAGAGAAAAGCAAAAUGUUUAUAACCUCUGUGCUUUGGUCAGACCAGAAUGACAUUGUCAUUUACAGAAGUUUGGACAAUUUCAGGAAAAUGCAUAAACAAGUGAAAAAAGAGUGCACAACUGCCCGGAAGAUGAAAAAAUCAGAGCGAACUCUUCCUCGAUUCCACUUCAAAGGCAAUGCGCGUGUGGGGAAAAAAACUACCAAGUCUAUGGCCUUCCUCAAGUCUCUGGAGAAAUAUUGCAACGAGCUCCUGAAUUGUGAAGCACGAAUCAGUCAAAGUUCAUCCCUCAUCAAGUUCUUCCAACCCAAAGACCAAGAUCUGGACAAAGAGUUCACCAAAAACAGCAUCAUGGUCAUGCAGACGGAUGCAGAGACCUGCUCCGAGGAUUGUCCGGAUGGAAACGUGACACAGCCGUUUGUGACGGAGACCUUCCGAUGCGUGGCGCCCUACGAAACCAAAGACACCCGCAACAAACCUUUCAAAGUGGCCGUGGAUGACAAGCUGGAUGUUCUCAUCAAAGACAGGACAGGGUGGUGGCUUGUCGAGAAUGAAGAGAAGAGGAUGGCGUGGUUCCCAGCACCUUAUCUGGAGAAGUUAGAUGAUGAUGAUGAGGAUGAAGACUUUUCAGAAAGAGGAAAGCUUUACACUGCAAACAAGAGCUACAGUUCCACCUGUGAUGAUGAGAUCUCCAUAAUCGCCGGGGCAGUUGUAGAAGUUCUCCAGAAAUCUGACAAUGGCUGGUGGCUUGUCAGCAACAAAGGAAAGGUGGGUUACAUCCCUGCCAUGUACCUGCAGCCGUAUAACCACCCUAAAGUUCACAUGGCCCCCCUGCAACACGACAGACAAAGGUCUGCUUCAGUCUUCACCCCAGCCCUAGACCUGCAGCAGCAGUCCCAUCACAGCCGUUCCCAUGGAAACCUGCUGCAACUGCCACUCACCAGGACCCCUGCCCCUAAUAGAAUUGAAGAAGGGAACAUGCAGAGGUCCCAUUCCAUGUCUGUGCUGCAGGAAUCCCAGCCCUCAGAAGACCAAGCGGUCCGGCCCGCCAAUCACUCCCCCACUACCACACCAACAAUACACUCCCCUCCCAUCAUCAUGGUGGAGACGGAGGGUCAAAAGAGGUUCAGCAUCUCAGCAAACUCAGAGGAAACUCUAGAUUGGGACAGCUUCAGCGAUGGCAGCUCCUCCUCUUCAGUGAGUUUGACCCCCGGCGCCGAUGACAGGGCGCCGUACCUCAGCCGCACCCCUCCACCCCUGAUGAAUACCUACCUCAGUCCAACGAGCAACACAGAAGUGCGGUUGACCCCAAGUGUCUCUGACCCCAGCCUCUACAAGGUCCCCACGUCGCCCAAAGUGCCACCCAGACCACAAGCCAGGGAGAUCCUCAGCCGCUGCACCACGGUCACCCGCAAGAACGCCGACAGAGGCAACGUCUCACCUGUACCGAGCGAGAUCGUCAGCCGCUGAGAUCCUUUCUUAUGCUCAUAACAUAAGAGACUUACUUUUGUUUUUGUUUUGUAGAAAAAUAUUAAAGGAUACAGCUAAAUUUCAUGUAAAGACAAUAAUAUUUAAAUGUCAAUAUUUUUAUUUUAUUUUAUUAAAACCUUUUGUUAGUUUAAAAUGAGCACAGACAUAAUUGAAAAAUGCUGCAUAAUUAGUUCAUUUUCCAUAGUGGAAACACUCUGUCUUAUUGAUGCUUUUGCAGAAAUAUGUGUAAACAUGUGUUAUUGUCAAGCAAAUUCAGUGUGAAGUAUAACUCCUAUAGUACAAAUACAUAUUCCAUAAUUGUACCAUUUGGUUUAUUUUUACUUUGUUUAGCUACAGUGAAUGUUAAUGUUUUGUUUUUGUUUUUUUGAGAUCUAACAUUCAUGGAUUUAAUGACAUAAACGCUGCACAAAGCUGUCAGAAAAAUAUGGAUUUUGAAACUGAGCAAGUCAAAAAGCACAAGUUUGCACCAGCUGGGAUUUUUGUAUAAAGUAUAAAUAAGAAGUAUAUUUUAUGUGACAUUAAAUAAUGAAAAGUAA
Molecule: messenger RNA, 2585 nt
Organism: Oryzias melastigma (Indian medaka)
Lineage: Eukaryota; Metazoa; Chordata; Actinopteri; Beloniformes; Adrianichthyidae
Gene: noxo1a
Product: NADPH oxidase organizer 1a
Exons: 8
Coding region: 508-2028 (506 amino acids)
Biological process (GO): superoxide anion generation
Molecular function (GO): protein binding; superoxide-generating NADPH oxidase activator activity; phosphatidylinositol binding
Source: RefSeq, a predicted model, not a curated record